AAUCAUGAAGUAGAAGCUUGUGAGAAUUGCAACAAGUGUGUGUGAAGAUGAAGAGUGAGGUGAAGUUGUUGGGGGCAUGGCCAAGUCCAUUUGUGAUGAGGGUUCGCAUAGCUCUAAACAUGAAAUCAGUGGAAUAUGAAUUCCUUGAGGAAAGGUUGGAGUCCAAAAGCCAGCUUCUACUUCAAUCCAACCCUAUUUACAAGAAGAUUCCUGUUCUUAUUCACAAAGACAAACCCCUCAGCGAGUCUUUGAUCAUUUUGCAGUAUGUGGAUGAUGUCUGGUCCUCUCACUCUUCCAUUCUUCCUUCUGAUCCUUAUGACCGUGCCAUUGCUCGUUUCUGGGCUGCUUAUAUUGAUGAAAAGUGGUACCCGACCAUGAGAUCCAUCAGAGGAGCCGAAGGAAUCGAGGAGAAGAAGAGAUUGAUAGAGGAGGUGAAAGAAGGGUUGGCAUUGUUGGAGGACGUGUUCAAGAAUAGCAGCAAAGGGAAGGCCUUUUAUGGCGGUGACCAACUAGGGUUGUUGGACAUUGCACUCGGUGGCUUCUUGGGGUGGCUGAGGGUCACAGAAGUAGCCAAUGGAGUGAAGUUGCUUGACCAGGGAAACACACCUGAGCUCGUGAAAUGGGCUCAAAGGUUCUGUGCACAUGAUGCUGUUAAACAUGUUAUGCCUCAGACAGAGAAGCUUAUUGAGUUUGCCAAGACCCUUAAACGCUGAUCAAGGCUUAAAAUAUAUAGGUGCUUCACUUCUGCUUCCAUGUAAUGCUAGUUUUAAUAAAAUAACAUGGAAUGCAGUGUUUGUUGCCCAUGCCUGUUGAGGGUUUAAUUUCUGUACUUUUGUUUGGUUUGAACUUUGGAUCAACAAAGUUUCAUAGUCCUUUGUGUCUA
Cajanus cajan (pigeon pea) is the source of this 883-nucleotide messenger RNA. RefSeq names its product glutathione S-transferase U17. Gene Ontology annotation, molecular function: glutathione transferase activity. Gene Ontology annotation, cellular component: cytoplasm. The record is from RefSeq and is a predicted model, not a curated record. Gene Ontology annotation, biological process: glutathione metabolic process. Lineage: Eukaryota; Viridiplantae; Streptophyta; Magnoliopsida; Fabales; Fabaceae.